AUGGUUAGCUACGACGAGCUUUCGACGUUGAUCGGAAAAUGUCCAGAAUUGGCUAUCGUGCGGCGCUUUGGCCAGCUGGCUGCCCAAGUGACUCAUCGCAUGCAAGCGGAACUUCUGGAACUCGAGCAUGAUCUGAGAGUGUUGGGGAAGUUCGAAAUGCAGCGCCCAGAUUUGCGUGGGCACGCAAAGUCAUGGGAGAAAGUAAAUGAGGCGAUCGAUGCCGGUGGACGGAGCGUGCGCAAGGAGAAAAUCCUCGAGGCCGAGGAGAAGCUGGGGAGAUACUAUGAGUUUGUAUCGCGGACAGCAGCAGUGAUCAAACUGGGAAGUCCCGACUCCUGCGACAUUGACUUCCUCCGUGCCUGGCUUCGAGACGAGAAAUGUGGCAACAACUUCUUGAAAUUGUCCGCCAGCGUCGAGGCCACGGCAUGGGACGUAAACCACACUGGCGACCUCAUAACGCUGAACAAGAGACCCGACCGCUUCGCAGCAUGGGUCGCCAAUGCCCUUGUUCCACUGUACCAUAAGCGACUCGGUCAUCGCCUGCAGAGGAGAACCGAUGAGGAGUCACUCGGCACUUAUUACGCCUAUGAUGACAAGAAGUUGGCCAUUCUGGGAAACGUGCUCUGCACCGUUCUUUCCACCAUGGUACCGUCGUCCUCGAUUCUUGUUCUUUACUACGUGAAGAGCAUGUUAUCUCGACUGCUGCUGAUCAUAGGUUUCAGUUCGCUAUUCUCAUUAAUCAUGGGGUUUGUCGCACAUGGCAGGCGAUAUGAAAUUUUCGCCGCAACGAUUGCAUUUGCUGCUGUUCAAGUAGUCUUUGUGGGAGGGGUCACUGCCGGACCGCGCUCUAGCAAUUGA
Cladophialophora psammophila CBS 110553 is the source of this 858-nucleotide messenger RNA. RefSeq lists its product as uncharacterized. The transcript has 2 exons. NCBI's taxonomy places the organism in Eukaryota, Fungi, Ascomycota, Eurotiomycetes, Chaetothyriales, Herpotrichiellaceae. Bases 1 to 858 code for a protein of 285 amino acids. The record is from RefSeq and is a predicted model, not a curated record.